Molecule: messenger RNA, 849 nt
Organism: Symbiodinium sp. CCMP2456
Lineage: Eukaryota; Dinophyceae; Suessiales; Symbiodiniaceae
Source: the annotation of a GenBank genome assembly
AUGUUUGUGCGCUCCUUGACCGCUCCAGCGCGCUUUCUGAAAAUGGACAAGAUGAGUCUUGGAGCCUUGGCCGCUCCAGCUCGACCCGAUGCUUUUCUGUCUGGAGAUGGACAAGAUGAGUCUUGGAGCAUGCUCGCCAAUCUAAAGUCGCCUGAGCACCCGGACCUGGACCUCGAAGAUGAUGGCGCGCCGGAUGAGUCGGAUGAGACCUUUCCGACAGGCUCAGAAAAACUAAGUUCGCUCCCGGACCGGGGGGUGAGCAAAUCCUCCGCACCCUCGAGUUCCACAGCCUUGGACGAUGAGACGGACUUUAGUCUGUCCGUCACGACGGAAGAAUCCGAGGCCGGCCAAGGCGACAUCGACCCAUGGUUUGACGAGUCGAUGGAAGAGUGCGGGGGAUCUGGUCUUCCUGAGGAGCCAGUGAUGCGAAAAGUCAAUUCAACCAACUCGUUCCGAAAGCUCGCGGUCCGUGCCCGCCGUGAGCGAAUUCGUUCAGAGCGACGUGUGGUGGUCGUUGACUUCUUGAAGAGGAACAAUUUCGCUGGAGUCAAUGCACCGCGCUCCCGCUCGGGCUUCAGGUUGCUCUCGGAAUCGGUGUACCCGCUCCAUGUUGCAACGCAGCGGGGAGAUUCUCAGGCUCACAUGGUACAAGCCCUUCUUCGAGAAAGGGCGGAUCCGUCGAAGAAGACCUCGACCGGUCGAACUGCGUUGGACAUGGCUCAAGAAUCGAACCAGUUUGGCUCUCACCGUAUGGUGCUCGAGAUCCUGUCCGGACGGUGGAACACCAAGAGCCUUCGCGACCUGAGGGCCACAUCUUGCCGCUGUGCUGAGACUAACAGACGAACAUAA